This is a messenger RNA of Lucilia cuprina (Australian sheep blowfly), 3298 nucleotides long. RefSeq names its product clotting factor B. Gene Ontology annotation, biological process: proteolysis. The record is from RefSeq and is a predicted model, not a curated record. Gene Ontology annotation, molecular function: serine-type endopeptidase activity. The transcript is spliced from 5 exons. Bases 953 to 3001 code for a protein of 682 amino acids. Lineage: Eukaryota; Metazoa; Arthropoda; Insecta; Diptera; Calliphoridae.
UGAAACAGUCGAAGACGUGCAAGGCACGAUUACGGAAGGAAUAGCGGAUUGUUAAAGUAGAUAAAAAAUUCAAACAAUUACUUAAAUAAAUUAUAAAUAUAAAAUUAUAAAAAAGUAAAGUAAAGAAUAAUAUUAUUAUAUUUCUUUAAUAUUAAACAAAGAAGAAAUAAAAUGAAAUUUUACCAAGAAAAAAAGUGAAAUCUGAACAAAACCAAAUUAUUGUCACAAUAUUUUUAAAGUGUUAAAUUUUUAAGCAAAAUAUUUUUUUUAAUAAUAUUACGACAGCUAAAUUAAGUAAUUUACAUUAAAUAUUUAUAUAAAAUUUUAAAGAAAACCUGAUCGGCAAUAAGUGUUAAUAAAAAUACCAUAAAUAUAACUAAAUUAAAUCAAACGCGUUGGCAUAAGAUGAAAUAUUUGUGUUAUUACAUUAUAAAAAAAAUUUAACUGCAAAAUAUAUACUUUUUGUACAUUAAAAAAAUUAAAUAAACAACACAAAAAGAUUUAAAAAAAGUUAAUUUAACACUUUCAUUUUUAUUUUAAACCAACGAAUUUAAACAACAACAAGCAAAAGAUAAACUACAACAACAAUAAUAACCAACAUUUAAACUUGAUGUCUUGCUGUAAGCCAAAGUUGUUGGUUUUAAGUCUUUCUUUAGUUUACUUUUGGUUAAAUAACUAAAUCCGUUAAUAAAAAACAAAACAAAAACAAAACAAAAUCGAACAAAAAUUCAAUUUAAAAUUAAAAAAAAAAUCAAUUUUCAAACUGUUAACAAAAAAUUAAUCAAUUUAUUUAACUGUGUGUGUGUGUUUUUUUCAUCUUAUGUUUUUGUUCCUUUUUUCACUUCCGUUCAAUUUACAAAUAUUUUAAUCGCUCCAUUACAAAAGGCCCAUUUAAAAAUAUUUGCGAUUUACAACAGAUUGCUACGUUAAGUUAAAAACAAAAUCAUUCAAAAUGCGUUUAACGCUGUUUUUUAUAAGUUUUGGUCUGUUAGCAGCCAUAAUAGUCCAUGUGACGGCGUCGCCCGGCAACGAUGACGAUGAUUAUGAACCGCGACACUUGAUGAACGAUCAAUCGUCUUUUUUCCAGUCACAAUCGGACUCACCAUUUUCCAAACAACUAGUGGGACUUAGUACGAAACGAGCUGGUCGCAAUAAGGAUUGGAAACAAAAUAUAGACCCGAAAUCAAGAUCAGACUCUGCAGCUGAUUCGCUAGCGGAGGAUGACUCCGAAGAUGAAGAAGGUUCUACGGAAUACUAUGAUGAAGAAAGUGAUGAAAGUGAUAGCAGUGGUAGUAAUAGUGAAAGUGGUAGUAAUGAAUCCAUACCACGUUUAUUGUCACAAUCAGCAUUUCAUCGUAUCUCUGAAACACUGGGUGCUUUAAAUACUGUAGGUCAUAUGCUAGUCGAUACGAUGCGAGGUCAUGAUACUAAAUCUGAUACGACUGUAUCGACAACAACUACUAGCACAACAACAAUUCCUCCAGCUCAGGAUACCGGUGAAGGAUCUUCCAAGGUUUUAACUUUAUCACCAGAGGAGAAUUCUAUUACACAAGACGUUAGCUCGUCAGAUAUUCAAAUAGCCAAUAAAAGGAUUGGUCAAGAGGAGCCCAUAAGUAAACCCAUGUUUGUAGAGAAUAAAGAGAUUAAGAAAAGAAAGAAAAAGAAGAAGACCAACAAAAAUAAGGUGAAGAAACCAUCACAAGAUUUACAAGUUAACUCCACUAGCCUUAAUGCUCUACCCACCACUUUGCGUCCUUUGUCUACCACCAGCACUACUUUAGCUACUACCUCUAGACCUUACUCAGAUUCUGUAGCAUUAGCUACCGAUGAAUCUACCGCCAAAGAUGUAGAAAAUCGUUGUAAAACGCCCAGUGGUAGACCGGGACGUUGUGAGGAUUUAAGUAGCUGUCCGGCUUUAUUGUUAAAUCUCAGCAGUUUGCGAGAAUCUUUAUGUUUCAAAAGCCUUUUUGUACCGGGAGUAUGUUGUCCUUUGCCCGAUACUCCCACAGUAUUAACAACACAGAGACCACUUAAAUUAACAGCACGACCACCCACAACUGUAGCAACUACCACUCGAAGACCUACAAAUCGCCCCUCUUCACCUAGUUUGGUGCUAAAACCUCAUGGUAAACCUUCUACUACUACGACAACUACUACCACAGAAGUACCUUUAGAUCCCACCGACUUAGAACUUUUGGGCUCAAAUAGUAUUGUGGAUCCCGAAGAAUGUGGGCAACAAGAGUAUUCAACUGGUCGUAUUGUAGGUGGUGUAGAGUCACCUAAUGGUCAAUGGCCCUGGAUGGCAGCAAUUUUCUUGCAUGGCCCUAAGCGCACAGAGUUUUGGUGUGGUGGAUCUUUAAUUGGUUCUAAAUAUAUUUUGACAGCUGCUCAUUGUACUCGAGAUUCGAGACAAAAACCAUUUGCUGCCCGUCAAUUUACCGUACGUUUGGGAGAUAUUGAUCUCUCCACCGAUGCUGAACCAUCAGCACCCGUAACAUUUGCCGUCAAGGAGGUGCGGGCUCACGAAAGAUUUUCACGUAUUGGUUUCUAUAACGACAUUGCCAUAUUGGUAUUAGAUAAACCAGUGCGUAAGUCCAAAUAUGUUAUACCAGUAUGUUUACCCAGAGUAGGACGUAUGCCACCAAAAGAACGUUUGCCCGGCAGAAGAGCAACCGUGGUGGGUUGGGGUACAACAUAUUACGGUGGCAAGGAAUCAACCUCACAGAGACAAGCUGAACUACCGAUUUGGCGCAAUGAAGAUUGUGAUCGUUCUUAUUUCCAACCUAUAAAUGAGAACUUUUUGUGUGCCGGUUACUCGGAUGGUGGUGUGGAUGCUUGUCAGGGUGAUUCUGGCGGUCCUCUUAUGAUGCGCUACGACUCACGUUGGCUUCAAUUGGGUGUAGUUUCGUUUGGUAAUAAAUGCGGUGAACCUGGAUAUCCUGGUGUCUAUACUAGAGUCAGUGAAUAUUUGGAUUGGAUUCGUGAUCAUACAAAGGACUAGUAACAAAUCAUUAGUAUUACAUAGAAAUAUGAUCAAAAAGAUGUGUUCUUUGUGUAUUUGUUUUAGAAAUAAUAACUAGUCUUAUGCGUUUUAUAUUUUUUUAUUGUUUAAACAUUAAAAUCUUGUUGAAUUUUAUGUAAUUUAUUAACAAAUACGAAUGUAUACUAUUUGUUUACUGUUAUGUCCUUAUCCAUAUUAGUGUUAAGUUAUUUAAUUAUAUGAUAAUUUAUUUAAUUUAACAAAACAACAAAUAUGAAUAAAAUGUAUAUGAAUAUUAUUAUAUUUUUAUUAUAAAAA